AUGGCCGACGACAACGCGGCAACAGCAACAACAUCCGAACCCCAACCUCAACUUAAUCCUCCACCACCAUCUACUACUUCUACUACCACCACUCCCUUCCCUCCCCAAAACCAACAACCACAACCACACCCACAUCUUAACCCCGAAAAAGACAAAAUCAUGGCUUCCGACUCCGCUGCAAACACCCCCGGUGCCGACUCCGCCGCUGCAACUCCCUCCGCCACCACCACCACCCAAGUGCGUCCCGGCGGCGCCCCGAUUAGAAGAUACAUGAAUGAGAAGAUUGUGCCGCAUCUUCUUGAUGGGAUGACGGUCGUUGCGAAGGAGCAGUGCGUAUACCAUGAUACCUUCUGA
This is a messenger RNA of Aspergillus luchuensis, 354 nucleotides long. RefSeq names its product COMPASS (complex proteins associated with Set1p) component (gene SDC1). The record is from RefSeq and is a predicted model, not a curated record. The transcript is spliced from 2 exons. Lineage: Eukaryota; Fungi; Ascomycota; Eurotiomycetes; Eurotiales; Aspergillaceae. Bases 1 to 354 code for a protein of 117 amino acids.